AACGAUUCAAAUACAGGCCUCUGUCUGUUGUUUGUUUUCUUUGUCUUCUUUGCAUCUUCUGCAGUGUUUUCUUUGAUUGUCAAACCAUCAAACCACUCCUACACACCAAACAUUCCAACAUCGGUCGCUGCAAAGAAUCGAAGCUCUUGGACGGAUCGCCGGCUAAGGAUCCGCAGUUCCCUUCGACCCAGAGUAUACGCGGGUCGCCAAUCAGAUUGGACCCUGCCCACCAAUUUGUUGGUAAACGUUCUCUUUGACAGCUGAGGUUGGAACCACCGUCGCCGCAAACGGAAAGGGAAUAUCCGACAAGAUGUUUGCACAACCUUUCGACCAUUCGUUCAACAACGAUGAUUUAUUCAGUCAGUACGUCAAUAUUGAUGGCUCGAGUACCGACGGCAACAAAGACGUUUCAUUCCCUGGCGACUUUGAUCAAUUCUUUUCGCUGGACUCAUUGUCAAGUAAUUGUGGCGAGCAGUCACCCAUCAUCUCCACUUCCAAACAACAAACCCAUCCUUCACCACAGUGGGCGAAGGAUCUCUGGAGCCUACCGCCAGAUGCACCCUCAUCUCUAGGCCAAGCCCCCCUUGCAUUUCAAGACACCAUUCAUCCCUCUGCUGUUUCGGAUCUAAACGUCAACCUUGAAGCUUCUUCGACGACUCGCCCUGCAGAGACCCGCUCUUCGCCGACAACUCCUCCGGGAACUCCACGCCGUAAACCAAAAAGUGCAUUAGUCACUCCGAAGUCUAUCCAACGUCACCGCGAACCUAAUGGUCGUCGUGGUUUGCAGCACAAACAAAGCUUCUCCCCCAGCUUGACACGUCCUUCUCAAUUCCAGAAAGGAAGAAUGGCGUAUCAAGAAGCUUGGGCGCACCGACUUCAGAACUUGAAUUUCCUCCGUAGUGCUGAUGACCGAUUCCCACUGUCGCCGCCGCCGUCAGAUAUCCUGCCACAACAAGAGAACAUAGCGGCCGAUAAUAGCGCCGUACACAUCCAUCAUUCGGGAGACUCCGGAGAGAUGCAUCAUCACUUUGACUCUAGCAUAUUCACCCCAUCUCCCGCGAUCUCCAUGCCGUCGCCAUGUACAGGAGUGCUAUCAAGACAGCAAGCCCGGUAUUUAAGCCACUCCAAUAACUCCACGGUGACUUCGAGCCCCCCUUCAGCGGACGACAUCUUUCCCUCCCCGCAUUCCUCGGAUCCCCAAUCCAUGUCCUCCUGGCAUUCCGAUGCGCUCGGCACUCCCGGGCUGCCUUUCACGCCUGAUCUUCAGAGCCACGAUGCUCAGGCCUGGUGGCCUCCCAUGAAUUCUCGGGUGCCCCAACGCCAACAUUCCUAUCAACAAGUAGUCGCAUCGCCCCCUCCACAGCAGCCGAUCCAGAACACCACCCAUCAGCAUGAUUUGGCCAAUAAUCAACAUGACAUCCUGCAAGGGGGUCUUAUGAUCCAGAUGGAUCCCUCUGCGUAUGACAUGACCGCUCCUGCCAAUUCAUCGUUUUCCUCCUCCACCAUGGCUCCGGCGGCGUCCAAUUGUCAGGAGAACCACACUUAUAGCCACGUGCCUAUCGCUCAUCCUAAAUAUGUUGACACAUCUUCCUUUGCAACUCCUCAGCUUCAUCAAUCGCGGUCACCAUCCCUGUCUCCGCGAGCAGAUCGAUCCCCCAAGAACGGAUUAGCCAUGCAUCACAGCAUCACCAUGAAAGCUCAGCGCCGUCAGCCCGGCCGGAAGAUUUCCUCUAACUCAAUGAAUGUCCCUAAACCCGUCAAGGGCCUUCAUGGAUCGGGAAGCCCCAAGGGAGCCGGCAAGUCAGUAACUGUAUCAUUUGUAAACUUUACGCCAAAUGAUAGUCAAAAGAUUCUCACAGGAGUUGCUCCCAGUGGCAGCUCCAAAACCAAAGCGCGUCGGGAGCAAGAGGCCCGUGACCGGCGCCGCAGGAUUAGCGAAGCCGCACUUAAUGCAGUACGGAAAGCCGGUGGAGAUGUGGAGGCUCUCGAGGCUGUGAUGUAUUAAAAAACUGGAGGUAAUGCCGUUGGUCUGUUUGACUUUUUGUUUUAUUUCUGCCAUAUACCUUUUGCCCUUAUAUUACCUUCAUAUUCAGUGUUUUCAGUUGGUCUGUUCGGUGUUCUGAUGGGUCCGGAGUCUAAAACACUGAGAGAGGAUCUGUUUGAGCGUUAGAUUUGUUCCUGGCAUCUUAAUCAGCCCCCCCGGGCCGUCGUACCUAAACCUAAUCUGGCAUAACUAAUGUAUUCCACCUUGAUGUACAUAUCGAGUCUCCAAAAGUACUCCAAAUGCCAUACCUCUUUAAUAUAUAGUUCUGGUCUUCCCAUUGGUUUAAGUCUUCUUUGUUAGUUGAUUAGUAUAUCAUAUUGAAACAAAUAUCAUGUGAGAGUCACAAAUGCCAUGACGCACACCAAUAUGUAAGAAAUCCCUUCUAG
Aspergillus pseudotamarii is the source of this 2430-nucleotide messenger RNA. RefSeq names its product developmental regulatory protein WetA (gene wetA). The transcript has a single exon. The record is from RefSeq and is a predicted model, not a curated record. Bases 311 to 2005 code for a protein of 564 amino acids. Lineage: Eukaryota; Fungi; Ascomycota; Eurotiomycetes; Eurotiales; Aspergillaceae.